Messenger RNA from Phytophthora nicotianae INRA-310, 261 nucleotides. RefSeq lists its product as hypothetical. Bases 1 to 261 code for a protein of 86 amino acids. The record is from RefSeq and is a predicted model, not a curated record. The transcript is spliced from 3 exons. NCBI's taxonomy places the organism in Eukaryota, Oomycota, Peronosporomycetes, Peronosporales, Peronosporaceae.
AUGAUGCACUGCGGGAAAGAAAACAACGGAAAGGGCGGAGCUAUCAGGGGUGCAUGGCUUGGGCAUCUCCGAGGAACAGGUGCAGCGGAGCAACCGGCGGUCGUGCCAGAUAAUGACCCGCCGUCGAAGACCAAUUUGGCCGUCACCCGAGCGUGCGCAAAGUGCGACUAUUCGCGGUGUUCAUGUAGCACAGCAAAGACGACAGCCCAGCGUCAAACCGCUAGCGGCAGCACGAAGCGGAAGCAGUUGUUUAUGCGAUAG